AACUUGAGAAACUUUUGCCUCGGGGUUUUGGGGCUCUGUUACCUGGUGGCUGGAGGGAGGAUACUGGGGCUCUGCUCUUGGUACCUGGACAGCUUGUUGGCUCCCAUGGUGCCCUUUCGAUCUGAAACUCAAAAAACUGUGAGUUGGGGGAGUCACUCACACUCUAGUCAGUGGGGCAAGGUGGCAAGGGGAAGAGGUGGUUUUGUGGUUGCCCCCUCUCAGCCUCCACACCCAGGGCCAGGGUGAGCGCUGAAUCUCUCCUGCGGGACGGGACCCUCAGGACCCACUUUAUCCUGGCUCCAGCCUUGCUACUAAGUUUGGGAGACCAUGGGAGCCUUCUCUCCUGGCACCAAGGGCUGGGCGCCUGGGUGGAGUUUUCUGUCCUUCUCCCUGUCCUGGACAGGUUUCCCAGGAGUUACGGAGUUGGGGAACCCCUGAGCCCUGGAGAGAGAAAGACCUGACCCCAGUGCUGGAGAACGCCAGGGCCAGAGCAUUUGCAAAGGGUCCCACUUGCAAAGGGACCUGCUCCUGUCCCUUUCUGUGUAGGGAUCUUCCUCACACCUAGACGCCCCCAGCCCCCUUCCUCUGCCUUUAGAGCCGAAAACUUCCGUUCUGGCUGUAGGCAGGUAGGUCCCUUCUUGCCAGGAAUGUGCAUAUCCUGCUGGGCCCCUACCCCAAACAUACCUCUUCCUUGGUGGGAGGGAAGCAGAGGGACUGGGAGAGGAAGGCUUGCUUUUGAUCCAGUAAUUCCCCCAAAUGUUUGCUGAGCCCCUACUCUGCCUGGGCAGGUCCCAGGCUGAGUACUGGGGUACCCAAGCAGUGAAGGCUGGGGUCUGCUGUCUGGACCUCAGAUUGUUGGGGUAGGAGAGACAGAUAUCACAUGGUGGGGGGGAGGGUGGAGGGGAGAAGAAUGGGAACAGGGUGUCUGUUUCAGAGGAGAGUUGUGAGGUGCAAGGGGAGGGAAGGGUUGUCUCCCCAGGAAGCCUUCCCUGCAUCUUAACCCUUCCUACCCCACUGCCUUGGCGGUUUCCUGUCUCUCCAGCCACAGUGCAAGCCCCCCAGUCCCAUCCUAAGCAGGCACAAUGUCUUUAUUUUUUGAAUAGCCUAAACUGUGUGAAAUAAUAAUUUCUUCCAUCCAAGAAACUCCUCACAGUUUCCCUUCUCACAGAUCUUACCACGCUCCAGCUUCCCUAGACCAAGGCAGGGCAGGUACUAUUUUUGACAGGACUCUCAGGCUCCGUUGGCUGGAAUGACCUCCUCAGAUUUGGUUCCAGAACUCUGGAACCCAGAGCAAGGAACUGAGGCCUCCCCAGGGCAGAACAUGUGUCAGAGUGGAAAAGGCUUUGGAACUUGGCAUUAGAGAUGGGACUCUGGAGAACUUAAUUAAGCUCUUCGAACCUCAAUUUUCUUACAUUGUAAAGUAGGUCAUAAUACCCACCUUAGAGAUUCUGUUUGGGAGUUAGAUGAGAGAGCAGAUGUCAAGUACCUUGCACGGUGCCGGGUGCAUGGUAGUACUGAUCAAGGGAUGGCGUUUAUUAUUAAUUUGCUAGCACUGCCAGGCCACAUGUUGGUUGAAUAUGGAAAUACUGAAGUAUUAAUCUUCAUUUUAUGGGUUGGGAAAACGAAGUCCAGAGAGAAGAGGCAACUUGUCCAAGGUUACACAGCUACAUGGUAGCACAGCUGGAACUAAAAUAUGGGGCCCUCGACUCCCAGUAUAACCAGUAGGGCUUGAGCGUGUGCUGUGGUGAAGGGAGAAAGGAAGGGAUGGGAGGAGCUGCCAUUCCUCCCUCCUUCCUCCAUAAGCUUGGCCUAGGCCGCCUGCCUUCUAGUGUGAAUACUUUCUCUUUUCCCUUUAAGUGGAGAGGGGGACUGUAGGUGCAGAAUCUGGUGUUUCCACCUGCACACAACCCUGGAGCAUUCCCCAGGCACUCCUAAGGUUCUUGUGAGACACACAUAAAUGGGAGAGAGAAUUCCCCAGAAUGCAGAGGAGGAAAAAUGACUGAUAACCCCUCUCUCCAGAAAGGGAGAUUUCUAGGGUUUGGAAACCCUAGCCUACACGUCCUUAUGGAAGAUUUUGGCAGCAAGUCUCAGACCAGUUUGGGACCUAUCACUGAAUGGAUCAUCUCAAAGAAGCAAAAGGAAACUCCCCUUGAGCCUGAAGUUAUUGGCUCCCUUCAGCGUUGCCUCCCAGGAUUCUCUGUGGAAAUACACACCUUCAGUCCACUGCCAGUUCCACCAAGCCGGGAUCACAGCGGGAACCCUCUUUCCUCUGAAUUCUGCCACUUUGGAUGCUGUGGUCUUGUGAGAUGUUGCUCCUGGGCCCUUGCAGAGCCUGGACGCAGGGCACACCUGCCUGAUCUAGAAAACAAGAGCUCCUGGCACAAAAGGUACCGCUAGAGCGACAUGAUGGUGGAAUCUGCCUCGGAGACAAUCAGGUCGGCUCCAUCUGGUCAGAAUGGCGUGGGCAGCCUCUCUGGGCAAGCCGAUGGCAGCAGCGGCGGGGCCACAGGGACAACUGCAAGUGGCACGGGCAGGGAAGUGACCACGGGUGCAGACAGCAAUGGUGAGAUGAGUCCCGCAGAGCUGCUGCACUUCCAGCAGCAACAGGCUCUCCAAGUGGCCCGGCAGUUCCUGCUGCAGCAGGCCUCAGGCCUGAGCUCCCCAGGGAACAAUGACAGCAAACAGUCUGCCUCUGCUGUGCAGGUGCCUGUGUCGGUGGCCAUGAUGUCGCCGCAGAUGCUUACCCCGCAACAGAUGCAGCAGAUCCUGUCGCCCCCGCAGCUGCAGGCCUUGCUCCAGCAGCAGCAAGCCCUCAUGCUCCAGCAGCUACAGGAGUACUACAAGAAGCAGCAGGAGCAGCUCCACCUGCAGCUCCUCACCCAGCAGCAGGCUGGGAAACCGCAGCCCAAAGAGGCACUGGGGAACAAGCAGCUGGCCUUCCAGCAGCAGCUCCUGCAAAUGCAACAGUUGCAGCAGCAGCACCUGCUCAACCUGCAGAGGCAGGGGCUGGUCAGCCUGCAGCCCAACCAAGCCUCGGGGCCCCUCCAGACCCUUCCGCAAGCCUCCCCUGUCUCUCCCACAGCAGCUGUUUGCCCAACAGACCUGCCCCAGCUGUGGAAGGGCGAGGGUGCCCCCGGGCAGCCUGCCGAGGACAGCGUCAAGCAGGAGGGGCUGGACCUCACUGGCACGGCCGCCACCGCUACCUCGUUUGCCGCUCCCCCCAAGGUCUCACCCCCCCUCUCCCACCAUACCCUGCCCAACGGACAGCCUACUGUGCUCACAUCUCGGAGAGACAGCUCUUCCCACGAGGAGACCCCCGGCUCCCACCCCCUGUACGGACACGGAGAGUGCAAGUGGCCAGGCUGUGAGACCCUGUGUGAAGACCUGGGCCAGUUUAUCAAACACCUCAACACAGAGCACGCCCUGGAUGACCGGAGUACAGCCCAGUGCCGGGUACAGAUGCAGGUGGUGCAGCAGCUGGAGAUCCAGCUCGCCAAGGAGAGCGAGCGGCUGCAGGCCAUGAUGGCCCACCUGCACAUGCGGCCCUCGGAGCCCAAGCCCUUCAGCCAGCCACUGAACCCGGUCCCCGGCUCCUCCUCAUUCUCCAAGGUGACCGUCUCUGCAGCAGACUCAUUCCCAGAUGGUCUCGUGCACCCCCCGACCUCGGCCGCAGCCCCUGUCACCCCUCUACGGCCCCCUGGCCUGGGCUCUGCCUCCCUGCAUGGUGGGGGCCCAGCCCGUCGGAGAAGCAGUGACAAGUUCUGCUCCCCCAUCUCCUCAGAGCUGGCCCAGAAUCAUGAGUUCUACAAGAACGCCGACGUCCGGCCCCCCUUCACCUACGCCUCCCUCAUCCGCCAGGCCAUCCUGGAAACCCCUGACAGGCAGCUGACCCUGAAUGAGAUCUAUAACUGGUUCACCAGGAUGUUCGCCUAUUUCCGCAGAAACACUGCCACCUGGAAGAACGCCGUGCGCCACAACCUCAGCCUGCACAAGUGCUUCGUCCGCGUGGAGAACGUCAAGGGUGCCGUGUGGACUGUGGACGAGCGGGAGUAUCAGAAGCGGAGACCGCCAAAGAUGACAGGGAGCCCCACCCUGGUGAAGAACAUGAUCUCUGGCCUCAGCUAUGGAGCACUUAAUGCCAGCUACCAGGCCGCCCUGGCCGAGAGCAGCUUCCCCCUCCUCAACAGCCCUGGCAUGCUGAACCCUGGCUCCGCCAGCAGCCUGCUGCCCCUCAGCCACGAUGACGUGGGUGCCCCCGUGGAGCCGCUGCCCAGCAACGGCAGCAGCAGCCCUCCUCGCCUCUCCCCGCCCCAGUACAGCCACCAGGUGCAGGUGAAGGAGGAGCCAGCAGAGGCAGAGGAAGACAGGCAGCCCGGGCCUCCCCUGGGCGCCCCUAACCCCAGCGCCUCGGGGCCUCCGGAAGACAGGGACCUGGAGGAGGAGCUGCCGGGAGAAGAACUGUCCUAAGGGCCUGUAGUGACCGGCAGGGCUGGGGUGAGACCCCUCCCUUCCAGAAUCCAGGCCCCAUCUCCCCCAACUCCACAGCCCCUCCCGAGCCUCAAGGCAAGUCCAGGACUCAGACCGGGGAGGCCCGGGCCAGCAGCUCCCAGUGUGACCUGACAAAAACACGUAGGGGCAGGGACGGUCCCCACCCCCAGGGACACAACCCCUGGUCUUGGACCAGUAGAGGACACGGAGGGUUCAGACCCCUCCUCAGACCCUCCCCACAUCUGAAACUGCCUCCCCCCAACCACCAGCAGCAGCAGGGCCCUCCUCCCCCACCAGCUCUCCCCACAGGGCCCCUCAGCAUCAUGGAGACCCGCAGGCGGGGCUUAGCCACCCCUCAAACCCAGGGCCCCCUGGCACCUGGCUCUGGCCGUGUUUUCUGGCCAGAGGCCCCCACUUUCCUAACUCGUGCUCCCUUCCGCCUUCUUUUCCGUACUGUGAAGAAAGAACUCUCCACCCCAGCUCCCACCCUGCCCUGGCCUGGGUGGAGGAACUGUGCCUCCAUCCCCAGAAGAAACAGCCCCCUCUGCUGCUGGGGUGGGACUGUCUGUGUGCCCUGUGGGGGUCCGUGUGAGCAGGCCCACCUGGCUCCAGACCCGCCCCCAACCUGAGACAGAACCAGGCUGAGCCAGGCCUCCACCCCCACCCCCGUUUGCUGGGGGCUCCUCCAGCCGCCCCCAUGGGAAGAGGCCUGGUACCGCCUCACCCACAGAGGUCUGUGCCAGGUGCGCUUCUGCAGGUGGAGCCAAGCUCUCCCUGAGGCCAGAGGCGGGGCCUGGGCCGGGAGCCCAGGGGAAGGCCAGGCUGGACCCCGGCUCCACACCCACAUCCAGCCUGCAGGCCUCUCUGCAGUCCUCUCACCCUCCCUCAGCUCCCCUUCCUCUGCAGUCACCCUCAGCUCCCCUUCCUUGCCCGCCUCUCCCCCCGCCGCCCCACCAGUUAAACGGAUGACCAAAGACCUUUCUUAUGCCGGAAGCAAAAACCAAAACUUUUUGUUGGCUUUUUCCUUUGUCGCCUCCCCAGCACCUGCCCUCCCAGUCUCCCACCCCGGCCCCAGGCUGGAAGCCCUCCCUCCACUUAAGUUAUUGUUUUAAACCAAAGUUUACAGUGUCUGUUGGUGGCCAAGACCUUCUCUCUCCACCCCUCCUCCAUCCACCCUGAGGACCCUGGGGCUCAGUGGAGGCAGGGCCCUGCCCCCCUCCCUUCCGCUCCUGCCCAGCCUGGGGGAAGGAGAAAGGAGGGGAGAAAGCGGGCUCUCACCCCCUCAGGAGUGGGCACGGGAGCCCUUCUCCCUGACCCUGGGCUGCUUCCUGGGGGCUCUCCAGACCCCUCUCUAGGACCAAGUCACCCGUCGUGCUGGGAGUGUGGAUUCUAGCAAAAGAGCUGGAAAAAAGUCAGACUCUCCACAGACCCCCUAUGGGGGACCCCCAACUCAAGGCCAAGGACUGGGCGUAUCGGAUGCUCAUAACACCCCUGGCCUGGCCCCUUUACUGAGAAGACUCCUUGGAUAUUUCCCAAGAACCCCCCACAUACACCCCUCACAAGCCACCCCUCCUGAGAGGCAGGGGGCCCUCCGCCCCCUCCCCAUGUAUUCCCCACCUGUGUUCCGUUUGACCAGCACAGAAAUAUUAAACGUCCUCUAUUCACCGGGCCCUGUGUGUGUCACCGAGGUGCGGGAGGGGAGGAGCAUUAAAGCUGAAAGAUCGCUCUGCUCGGGGAGCCUGGGCAGAGCAGCAGCAACGUGAGGGUCGCUGUGGUGGUGGUUUCUGUGAGUGGAUGGAAUGAGCAGCCCUGCAGGGGCGCUGGGCAUGUGCCCUCACUGUGGACAGGGCCCACCCACCUCCGGUUCCCCUGUGCCUCCUGUCCCUUCCACGCUUAAACAGGGUUCUCUGUCAUUUUCCUGUUUUCUUCCAGAGUCCCAAUCCUUUGCCCUAGUUCUUUCACUAGUUUGAAAUCCAAGUUCUUGCCAGAGUGUUGGAGCAAGGCAGCUGAUUUGCUGCAGGGAUGGAGAGGACCACCGCCGCAGGGUUCUUUUACCUGUGCCACCAGCUCUGGAGACAUCCACACCCAUUCCCAGGUGUCCUUCCAGGCCCAUUGUCCACGUCUUCAAGGGGGCUGCCUGGAUAGGCGUGUGUGUGUGUAGUGCCCAGGUGUGGUGGUGGCAUCCUGAAGCAGUAGGACCAUUAGUGUGCGUGCACACCCACGUGGCACACUGUGUGGUGACCAUGGUCAUCAUAGUGGGCUCACGGCGGAAACGGGAUCAUUCAACCUAUACAAAGGGGACCCUGGAUAGGCUGCAAGGAAAGAGGCCAAGGGCCAAGCUGCUAAGCCAAAGAUGGCCCCUGACACCUCCCCCAGCCCCAGCACACCAGCCUGCACCUCUUAUCCCGUGUUAAGUCCUGGUUCCCCACCUGCUGCCCCUCCUCAACACAGAGCCCCUCCCGCCGCCUCAGACCCCUGUGCACAUCCCCAGGGCCUCAGCCGUCUCAUUGGUCUUUAUUUUUUAUUUUUUUUAAGAUGGAGUUUCGCUCUUAUUGCCCAGACUGGAGUGCAGUGAUGCUAUCUCGGCUCACUGCAACCUUUGCCUCCCAGGUUCAAGUGAUUCUCCUGCCUCAGCCUCCCAAGUAGCUGGGAUUACAGGCGUGCACCACCACGCCGGGCUAAAUUUUUUUGUAUUUUUAGUAGAGACGGGGUUUCUCUAUGUUGGUCAGGCUGAUCUCGAACUCCCGACCUCAGGUGAUCCGCCAGCCUCAGCCUCCCAAAGUGCUGGGAUUACAGGCGUGAGCCACUGCACCCGGCUCUCACUGGUCUUACGCCACCUUCUGGACACUCCCUCCUUGAGGGCAGAAAGGAGUCCCAGGCCUGUCCCUAGGGACAAGGCCCAGGGAAGAGUGUAUUUGGGGAGCAGGGGAGGGGAGGGUGUUGAGAAAGCUGAACUGGAGUCAAUCACCCUUCCCACAAAUCACCAAACUGCUGGAACUCUCCAGCCAAAUGCUGGGAGAAGGACCUGGAGGGUGAGUCUUUGCUGACCUCUCUCUACUCUCAGGCAUGUCUUUUGUCCUUUUCGUCCAUCUAUUUCUGUCUGUCGCUCACUCGCCCCGCUUUCUCUGUCUCACCUUCAUCCACUCUGCAGGCCUGCUCCACCACAGCCCUAAUCCUCUGGACGCUUGUGUAGGGCCUGGGGUGAAUUCCCUGUCCCCCAUGGUACCUCGAGAGGGGCUGGGGAGCUCAGCUUGGUCUCAGAGUCUCCCCACCAGAUACUGUUUAAAAAAGUAGCACUGAUGUGUUUUGUAAUCUGCCCCUCCCAGCCCUCCGUGGAGGCUGCCAGGGCCUUGUACGGUAAACCUAGCUGCAUGUAAUCUGUGGACAAUGGCAUUCUCUACAAUGCAAUAAAAACAAUUACCCAUGA
Homo sapiens (human) is the source of this 7915-nucleotide messenger RNA. It is a transcript of the gene FOXP4, whose product is annotated as forkhead box P4. Gene Ontology annotation, molecular function: sequence-specific DNA binding; DNA-binding transcription factor activity. The coding region runs from base 2404 to 4467 and encodes 687 amino acids. Gene Ontology annotation, cellular component: nucleus; transcription regulator complex. The record is from RefSeq and is a predicted model, not a curated record. Gene Ontology annotation, biological process: regulation of DNA-templated transcription; negative regulation of transcription by RNA polymerase II. NCBI's taxonomy places the organism in Eukaryota, Metazoa, Chordata, Mammalia, Primates, Hominidae. The transcript has 17 exons.